AAGUUCCGGUAUAUAUCCCUGUCAUGGCGGGACGCGCUUAAUACAAACAUUUUGCCCCUUAAACCACCUGUAAAGGACAGCAGCAGUCGGUAAUGAACAAAACAGGCAACACAGCCGGAGGUAGGGAGCGCCCACCGCCGGUGAAAGUGCUGUCCGGUCAGCUGAGGACAGCAGAGAGCCGGGGGACCGCCGACAGCGGGGAUGGGUUUGUGAUCAAACUGGGCAGGGGUCGCACUCUGCUGGUGUCACUGGUGUGGAUGCAGGGGACUGUAAUGGAUGUCCAGCUGGACAGAAACAUCGUGCUGCUGAUGGAUGAGACGGGGACGUUUGCUGUUCAAGGUGUCAACAAUAUCCCCAAAGGAAAACCAUGUUUGUCCCAAGGCAAAUAUGUCAUGGUGAUGGGUGUCAUCCAGGCCGUCUCCCCGGAGCCAGUCAUCCGAGCCGUGAAGAUGGCAGACCUCUCCGAGCUCGCUGCACUUCACAGACGGAUGUGGAAGCUGGAGGUGGAGGACCUGCAGCAGAUGCUGACCUGAAUGCAGAGCUGUUUGUGGAGACGCUGCCUCGCUGGUGGCAGAACGACCUGCUCUUGUCUUGUGUGUGCAGCUGAGUAUGCAGCAUUGAAGUGAUUCUGGACAAAUGGAAAAACGGCUUCACAGGACUCAACAGCGGAUUCUGCUUGAUGUCAGGCCUCUGACUGGGAGGUGUGAUGCAAGAGUGACAAAGACUUCGACAUGAGAAAACAGGCUUGUAUUUGUGCAUCCACUAUUUAUGCUGUGAAGUGUGAUGCUUAAGUAAGAGACACCUUUCCACUUGGAUCCUUCAGCAAGGAGGUCUGAGUUUUAUAGAAGAGAAGUGGAGCUGUAGGCCUCUUAUAAUGUCUGAAGACGAUCUGCUAACACAUGGGGAGAUUUAGGAGCCUCGUGUAUCACUAGAGGGAAAGGGCAUUUUUUAAUCUGGACCAUAUUUUUCCUUCUUUUUCUUUUCUUUUUUUUUGCACAUCUAAGUGACUAAUGGGAACAACAACUUUUGAAACUGGUCCAGUAUGGGUCCUUCAGAGAUACUGUCACACUUAUAAUCAUCUGAGCCUGUCAGUGGUAAAAACAAGCACAAUGUACAUUUCAUUGCAGUAUUGCUGUAUUAUUGAUGACAUUGCAGCCCAUUUGGCAGCUGCAGCCUUCUUGUUAAUAUACUGGACCAAUUUCAAAAUUUUUGUUUAGUUCCCAUUAGUCAGUAGACACAAAAAUGUGGAAAAAUUGCAUCCAGGUUAAAAAAAAAUACACAAGAUUCCCUCAUUAUAGUAAAUGUUUUGUCAGAAUACCACUAGUGUCAUCUCUGUAAUAAUCUGGCACUCAGAGUAGAUAUACGAUGGCAGAUGGUUAUAUAAAUAUUAAAUAAAGGUGAGUCAGAUCUGAAGUACUUUGCCUACUUUUCUCUACUGAAAACUGAGUUUAGAUGCUGUGCUGUUAGAAAACCCUGUUUUUCGAGAACAAAAUAUUAAGUGCCAUCUUUAUUUUUGCAGAUAACUAAUCACAGUGCAAAAAUGUUAAGUUUAAUACAGAUGGGAUUGGAGCUGCUUAAUGUAAUAUGCCAAAAAAAUUGAUAUAUCAUAAAAAAUAGUUGUGGUAUGUCACAAAAAAUGUCAUUAACAAUUACAUAACAUAGUGGGCCAUAAAAA
Epinephelus fuscoguttatus (brown-marbled grouper) is the source of this 1675-nucleotide messenger RNA. It is a transcript of the gene rmi2, whose product is annotated as RecQ mediated genome instability 2. The transcript has 2 exons. Gene Ontology annotation, cellular component: cytosol; nuclear speck. The record is from RefSeq and is a predicted model, not a curated record. Bases 93 to 533 code for a protein of 146 amino acids. Gene Ontology annotation, biological process: negative regulation of double-strand break repair via homologous recombination; regulation of sister chromatid segregation; DNA repair. Lineage: Eukaryota; Metazoa; Chordata; Actinopteri; Perciformes; Serranidae.